AUGGCGCUGGGCACAAAUGAUGAUAGGAGUUCUGUGUCGCCGGCCUCGGAUAUCCAACAUACCAGCUUGGACAAUUCCCAACCAACCGAGAAACAGAAGGACAACGGGACGCCAGAGAUACCAAGCUACACAGAAGCUCUGCCCACCUCUACAAAGAGCUCCGCGGAUUAUCCAAUUUCUCCAAAGACAGGUAGGAUUCUGGAAAGCAUUAGCACCGUCCCUCCUACACAUGGGCGCCUUGUCCCUCCUACACAUGAGCGCCUUGUCCCUCCUACACAUGAGCGCACUGUCCCUCCUACACAUGAGCGCACUGUCCCUCCUACACAUGAGCGCACUGUCCCUCCUACACAUGAGCGCCUUGUCCCUCCUACACAUGAGCGCCUUGUCCCUCCUACACAUGAGCGCACUGUCCCACCUACACAUGAGCGCCUUGUCCCUCCUACACAUGAGCGCACUGUCCCACCUACACAUGAGCACACUGUCCCUCCUACAGAUGAGCGCCUUGUCCCUCCUACACAUGAGCGCCAGUCCAUCGCAGUGCGGUCACCUCUACCUCCACACACCACACGUGACCAAACAUUUUCCAAUGACGGACCCAACACAGGUGAGGAACAGACACCGGCCACCAAUAGCAGAACUUCACCAAAAGAAGAUUUGGAUGGAGAUGUCUCUGUGUUGGUGGACAAGAAUCACCCAAAGGACAGUCCAGUCCAAGCAACACCAAAAUCACCGCUGCCACCUUCUAAAGACAAAAAGAAUCCGGAUUCCAAUCCGAGAAACCCCCAAAAACCAAUCACAGAGAAAGAACAAAGGUCAAAGUUCACUUUUCUACCUAAAAAGGAUCAACUCAAAGCCAAACUCUUCUCCAAAGGUGUCCAAUGGGGCCGCAAAUCCGCAUACUCAGAUCCAUCUAUCCAUCACCAGAUCCAUCCAUCACCAGAUCCAUCCAUCCAUCACCAGAUCCAUCCAUCACCAGAUCCAUCCAUCACCAGAUACAUCCAUCACCAGAUCCAUCCAUCACCAGAUACAUCCAUCACCAGAUACAUCCAUCCAUCCAUCCAUCACCAGAUCCAUCCAUCACCAGAUCCAUCCAUCACCAGAUCCAUCCAUCACCAGAUCCAUCCAUCCAUCACCAGAUACAUCCAUCAUCACCAGAUACAUCCAUCACCAGAUACAUCCAUCCAUCUGUCCAUCACCAGAUACAUCCAUCAUCACCAGAUCUAUCCAUCCAUUACCAGAUCCAUCUAUCCAUCACCAGAUCCAUCCAUCACCAGAUCCAUCCAUCCAUCACCAGAUCCAUCCAUCACCAGAUCCAUCCAUCACCAGAUACAUCCAUCACCAGAUCCAUCCAUCACCAGAUCCAUCUAUCCAUCACCAGAUACAUCCAUCCAUCUAUCCAUCACCAGAUACAUCCAUCACCAGAUCUAUCCAUCCAUCACCAGAUCCAUCUAUCCAUCACCAGAUCCAUCCAUCACCAGAUCCAUCCAUCAUCAGAUCCACCCAUCCAUCAACAGAUCCAUCCAUCAACAGAUCCCUCCGUCCAUCACCAGAUCCAUCCAUCCAUCCAUCAUCACCAGAUCCAUCCAUCACCAGAUCCAUCCAUCACCAGAUCCAUCCAUCACUAGAUCCAUCAUCACCAGAUCCAUCCAUCACAAGAUCCAUCCAUCCAUCACCAGAUCCAUCCAUCACCAGAUCCAUCUAUCACCAGAUAGAUCCAUCACUUCCAUCACCAGAUCCAUCACCAGAUCCAUCCGUCCAUCACCAGAUCCAACCAUCACCAGGUCCAUCCAUCACCAGAUCCAUCUAUCCAUCCAUCAUCACCAGAUCCAUCCAUCACCAGAUCCGUCCAUCAUCAGAUCCGUCCAUCCAUCACCAGAUCCAUCCAUCAUCACCAGAUCCAUCCAUCAGAUUUUGUCAUAG
This is a messenger RNA of Nanorana parkeri, 1920 nucleotides long. Its product is annotated as extensin-1-like. The transcript is spliced from 3 exons. The coding region runs from base 1 to 1920 and encodes 639 amino acids. The record is from RefSeq and is a predicted model, not a curated record. Lineage: Eukaryota; Metazoa; Chordata; Amphibia; Anura; Dicroglossidae.